This is a messenger RNA of Antechinus flavipes (yellow-footed antechinus), 2792 nucleotides long. RefSeq names its product ALG14 UDP-N-acetylglucosaminyltransferase subunit (gene ALG14). NCBI's taxonomy places the organism in Eukaryota, Metazoa, Chordata, Mammalia, Dasyuromorphia, Dasyuridae. The transcript has 5 exons. The record is from RefSeq and is a predicted model, not a curated record. Bases 1087 to 1728 code for a protein of 213 amino acids. Gene Ontology annotation, biological process: dolichol-linked oligosaccharide biosynthetic process. Gene Ontology annotation, cellular component: UDP-N-acetylglucosamine transferase complex.
CUUUACCAAACUUAUUAAAUCUAUUGUUUUUAGAGAUGGUUGAAAAGUUUUGUUGAAUUGAAUCCAUUUGCAACUAUUUGUGAUAUGUUUCCACACAGCAAAUCCUCCGUCCCCAACAGAAGAUUUUAAAAUUGCUUUUGCCAUUUUCAUAUCUAUUAAUUUUACCAUAUUUAUUAAAAUGGUAUCUCAGAGCUGUUUUAGUUAGGAUUUUCUUUGAGCUGCUCUGAUUGUGUGUUUGUCCCAAUUUUCUCACAUCUCCAGCACGUCAUUUUCUUUUCCUGGCUUGUAAGCCACUUUGAUAAGUGUGAUUGUGGUACCUCCGAGUUGUUUUAAUUUGCAUUUCUCUAAUUAUUAGAUUAAGAGCAGUUUUUCAUGUGAUUAUGAAUAGAUUUUUUCCUUCAAAAUUCGUAUCUUUGGAUCACUGCUCGGCUGGAGAUAUCCACCCUGAACAUGCAGGUCAGUUUUGAAGAAAGGCAGGUGGGGUAUGUACGCGGCAACAACGGCCAGGAGCCCGGAAGACUUGGCUCAGAAGCAGGACCGGUUCAUUCCUGCCCGGAGCUGAUUACCGCGGGCCCGCCUCGGACCCUAGAGAGUUAUGAGCGGCGGUUUGGUUUUAUUUCGGUAGAGGUAGGACCAAUGACUCGGAUUGGAAAGGAAAGAAAGGAUAUCCGGAGCCCUAGCGGCCAUAACGUAGCAUCAAGGGCGGAGGGGCAGGGCGCGGCGCCUGACCGGGACAAGAGGUAAGGGAUUGAUUUAACACCCGGCUCUAAAAGGAAGAAUCCCUGGAGGCGGAGACAACACAGGUACCCGAGCUCGCACUUUCGUAUUUCCUGCAGUCGGAAGUCCCGCCCCCGAGCCAACAGCUGUGCGGUAAAUGAGAUGGUAACCACGACUUCCCACUAUCCCCCGCCCCGCUUAGACCCGAGCGCCACCUCUCGAGCGAAUCGGUUGUCCAGGCAGCCGAGAACGCGACGGAAAGCUACGGCGCUGAGAUAUUCGAGCCUUUUCGGCUCCCGUACUUUUCGAAUUUCUACGGCGGACUUUGUUUCCUGAUUGUGGCGUUCUUACAUCCUCCUCUCGGCCUACAUGAAUUUCUUCCUCUGCCUCAUCGUUGUGGGGGGUAUUGCUGCUCUCAUAGUGCUACGGCUGUGGCUCGUACUCUGUUUCCGAAAAAAGGGGCAACAUUCUGUGUCUGUCAGAGUACUGGUGGUAGCCGGGUCCGGUGGGCACACCACAGAAAUUCUGAGGCUGCUUGGUAGCUUAUCCAAAGGCUAUAAUCCAAGACAUUAUGUUCUUGCUGAUACUGAUAAGAUGAGUGCUGUUAAAAUACGUUUAUUUGAAGAGAAGAGAGCUGAGUUAGACUCUGAAUCCCUGUACACGACUCAUCUCAUUCCAAGGAGUCGGGAGGUCCAGCAGUCUUGGAGCUCUGCACUGUUUACAACCCUGUAUGCUCUGUGUUACUCCCUUCCCCUGACUUUUCGACUCAAGCCAGACUUGGUGUUGUGUAAUGGACCAGGAACAUGUGUUCCUAUCUGUGCAUCUGCCCUUCUUCUUGGGAUACUAGGAAUAAAGAAAGUGAUCAUUGUCUACGUUGAGAGUAUCUGCAGAGUGGAAACUUUAUCCCUUUCCGGAAAGAUUCUUUACCACUUUUCAGAUUAUUUCUUUGUUCAGUGGCCAGCCCUCAAGGGAAAAUAUCCCAAAUCUGUGUACCUUGGGCGAAUAGUUUGACAGAGGACAAAUGGUGUUUUCAGAUUUCCACAGUCAACUAUAGUAUUUUUUAUAAUGGGGCCCUCUCUGAGGAAUACUGAAGAGUUAAAAUGCUUACAAAAUUUUGGGAAUAUAUCUAAGAAGACAAUGGAAUGAGAGAGGUUGCAAAAAAGCCAGAUUCUACCUUAAAAAUAGCAACAGAAAUGCUGAAAGCAAAAUUACCAGGAAUUCUUACAAGAAAAUUAAAAUUUACCAAAAGACAAUGACCAAACUAAAGGAAAACUGAUAUUUAAAAAAAAAAUACAGAGUAAGAGAAACAAGGGAGGGAAAUAUCAGAAGUUCAACAAUAGCAUCAAAAGUUGCAUGAGGAACAAAGUAAUAAAUAGAGAUGAACUCAAAUGGGUAACAGGAUAAAAAUAAAAUUCACAUAUCCCUUUCCCCAUUACCAAAAAAAUAGCUGAAUAUAGUAGAGAAACCUCAGGAGGAAUUAAAGGAAGAAUGUAACAAAGGAAUUUUUAGAAGAGUUCAUGGAAAAACUUCUCAAGAUGGAUAAUGAAGAAAAUUUAGAAAAAUUCACUGGGCCUGGCCAAAAACCAGAAUUAAUGCAAUGGAGCAAAGAACAUAGCUGAAGUGGAAAAACAAGGUCAGAAAAUAACCCAAUUGGAAAAAUAUUUGGAAGCCAUGCAGGUGGAAGUUUCAAAUUUGGAAGAUGGCUCUAAGAGAAAAAACCCUCAAGGGGUGAUGGAGCACCAGAAAACAAUGGGGAUGUUUCUCUUCCCCAAUUAACCCCCUUUUUUUAACAGAGUUACACAGAUGAUUCAUAUAAACAAGAGGGCUUUAAUCUUGAGUAUGAGUAACCAUGAACAAGUCAUAGAAGCUCUCUGAGUUUUAAUUUUCUGAUCUUUAAAAUGGGUUUAGGAGGGAGGAGGAAAAAAAAAAAAGAUGGGAUAGGAAGAUAACAAAAGAAUUUAUCUUUAAGGGUUGUAAAAAGCAAAUGUGAUGAAGCCAUUAUUAAUUGUCAAAAUUCCUUAAAUUAAUUUAAUAAUAAUGAAAUACUUGAAUUAAAUAAAAUUUUAUUCAUCCUA